Molecule: messenger RNA, 1788 nt
Organism: Rotaria sordida
Lineage: Eukaryota; Metazoa; Rotifera; Eurotatoria; Philodinida; Philodinidae
Source: the annotation of a GenBank genome assembly
AUGAAUAAUUUCUUAAAAUCAAAAUUCGAAUAUUUACCAGAUGAAAUUAUUCUUGAAAUAUGUCGAUAUAUUCAUUGUGGUCAUGUAUUUUAUUCAUUUUAUAAUCUUAAUUCACGUAUUAAUCAAGCAAUAACUGAUUAUUGUCAUCAUGUUAUACUUCGCCGAUUAAAUUAUAAACAAUUUCUUUAUAUUUAUUCAAAUAUUUUACCACAGAUUGGUACAUUUAUUAUUUCAUUAACAAUAAAUCGUUUACAACAAACAUAUUUUUUACAUAAUUUUAGUCUUCAUAUGAAUAAAAUAUUUCCUAAUUUAGAAAAAUUAGCAUUAGAUGAUUGGAAAAAUAAAGAAUUAUUUUCAUUUAUUGAAAAUGAUUUAAAUCAACUUAAAUAUCUUCGUACAAUUAUUAUUCGUGGUUUAAGACAAAUAAAUCAAAAUAAUUCAAUUACAUAUUCAAAUGAUGAUCAACAACAUUUAUUAGAUAUAAUUCAUAAAAAUACUCAAAUUGAAUUGAUUUAUUUUGAACCUGAUUGUUAUUCAAUGAAAUUAUCAAUUAAUCAAAAAAAUUUUAUAAAUCAUUCAAAUCUUAUAGAAAUGAGUAUAUCACUUUUAACAUCUAAUGAUUUAAUUUCUCUUGCUAUACUUAUUCCAAAUAUUCGUCGACUUCAUGUUAUUAUUGAAGAAUUUUUACCAACAAUUAAUCAAGAUAUAAUACCAUUUCAAUGUCUUACACAUUUUUCUCUUAAUGCUAUAGAUUUUUAUUCAACAUUUGAUAAUAUUUCAUCAAUACUUCAACUUACACCAACUAUUCAACAACUUUCAUUGACUCUUACUACUAAAGAUGAACGUCUUAUUUAUGGUCAACAUUUAUUUACAUUUUUAUCUUCUCAAUUAUUUACUAACAAUAAGCUUAUACAAUCAUUGAAAUAUGCCGUAUAUUUUUCUACAUCUGUCGAUAAUUAUUUUGAUUCAAAUAGUCUUUUAGAAUCAUGGAAUCCAAUUUCUAUUGCUUAUACAAUUAAUAAAGAUGAAAAGAAAUCCUAUAUACUUAUUCAUACAUUACCAUAUCCAUCUAUUCUUCUUAAUUUAUAUUCAAUAUUACCUAAUAAAUUUGGUAUUAGUCUAGGUGAUCAAGUUUAUAAUAAUAUUCAAUAUUUAUGUAUAUGUCAUGCAAAAACUUUAUUUGAAACAUUUACAAUUAUACAACAUUGUCGAAAAAUACAAGAUUUAAGUAUUCAAAUAGAUAAAACUAAAGCAAUUUUACCAGUUCCGACAAAUCAACAAACAAUUAUUAAUCUUCCAAAACUAAAGCAACUUGAAAUAAUAUCUAUAUUUGGAACGAUAGAUAAUUGGCAACAUUUUAAAAUAUUACUUAUCGCUGCUCCUAAUAUUAGUACAUUGUGUAUUGAUCUUGAUUGUGCUAUUAAAUUAUUUGAGACUACUGAUGAAGAUUUAAUAUUUUCACGUGUUCUUCAUUUAUUUAUUGAUGGAAACAACAGUAAUGUUAAACUUAAAAAUGAACAUAUACAUAGUUUAUCGAAAGUUUUUAGUGGUAUACAUUCAUUAAAAAUCAAAUAUAAAACAGAAAAUUUCAUUGAAACAGAUAUUAUAAGUACAAUAUUAGAUAAUUGUAAACAACUUAUUGUAUUUACAAUAAAUGGACAAAUAUCAGAUGAUAGAUCAAUAGAAUAUAUUCAAGAAUGGCUUAUUGAAUAUUCAUCUCGAUUAAAAAAUUCUGAUAACAAUUAUCAAGUAGAUUUUUGUGAUAAUUGGUUUCAAAUUUGGUUAUGA